Molecule: messenger RNA, 507 nt
Organism: Pygoscelis adeliae (Adelie penguin)
Lineage: Eukaryota; Metazoa; Chordata; Aves; Sphenisciformes; Spheniscidae
Product: zinc finger and BTB domain-containing protein 16-like
Exons: 4
Coding region: 1-489 (162 amino acids)
Biological process (GO): regulation of transcription by RNA polymerase II
Molecular function (GO): DNA-binding transcription factor activity, RNA polymerase II-specific; RNA polymerase II cis-regulatory region sequence-specific DNA binding
Source: RefSeq, a predicted model, not a curated record
AUGACUGUGCAGAUAGCGCUGGAUGGAAAAAGCGGCGGCUCCUCGUCCGUUCGCGCCAGCCUCUUGCUGCAGGGACCUUUAUUAGGCAGGAGCGAUAAAUUUGCUCACGCGGAUAUAAAUGUACGGCGGGGAGCGGGCGCCAAAGCCCUGGUCUGCGAUCAGUGCGGCGCCCAGUUCUCGAAGGAAGACGCCCUGGAGACGCACCGGCAGACGCACACCGGUACGGACAUGGCCGUUUUCUGCCUGCUGUGCAGCAAGCGGUUCCAGACGCAGAGCGCCCUGCAGCAGCACAUGGAGGUGCACGCCGGGGUGCGCAGCUACAUCUGCAGCGAGUGCAACCGCACCUUCCCCAGCCACACCGCGCUCAAGAGGCACCUCCGCUCCCACACAGGCGACCACCCCUACGAGUGCGAGUUCUGCGGCAGCUGCUUCCGGGAUGAGAGCACGCUGAAGGGCCACAAGCGCAUCCACACCGGCGAGAAGCCCUAGGAGUGCAACGGCUGCGGG